GCCCGUGGACCGAUGCGCAUGCGCGACCCGCGGAAUUUUGAAUUCAUCCUUAUUAUCUCCUCGUUUCCACGGAUUCCAAUAAUUUCUCAUCGAGACCGUCUACGGGAUAUCACUGCCUCUAAGCAGCUCGUCGCAUACAAACCUAUGAGGCGUCCAAUAGUCACAUCAGCUGGGUCGAUUCGGGCAAAAAAGCGGCUCGGGGAAGGAAAAAUUGCGAACGAGAAACUGCUGUUUUUUCCAACCCAUCGCGGAAGAUCAUCGAUCGGCGUGGAAUAAACGCGGAAUAAAGGUGUGGAUCGACGACGUUCGAAAUCAUCGCCUUGGUAACCACCGACAAAACACACUUGGCCGUCGAGAGUUGGUCGUGGACACAUUGCGUGGUCGAGGAACACCACCGAUAUCUCUCAGGGGGAUUCUUCUCUCUAUAUAUGGAUUUUUCGGUCAGAUUCGAUUCACGUCUAGGAAGACGUUGAUCUCUCGACAUCGGUUUUUUUCUUCUGUCUGACAUGACAAUUCUGGAGGAACUCGACUCGAGGCCUCGGGCAUUCAGCAGCUGACGGCAACCAGGCGAUCGUACAUCCGGGGAAAAGCGCUCAACGCUUGGCCAAAGAUGGAUCCCCGACUCUUCUGGAUCGUCUGUUUCGGUUUGAUCGCGAUCCUCGUUUCGAAAGGAUGGGCCAUCGAUUGUUUCAAGUGCGUCUCGAUCGACGGCGACAAUAAGCCCUGCGACGAUCCGUUUCACAACAACGGAAGCCUCGCCUUCUUAGAGUCGCCCUGCUUGGGAGGUCGCAAAGGGCGCGAUGGUCUUUUCCCCGCGACUGCGUGCAUCAAAAUAGCGGGCAUAUAUGAUGAGUCCGGGAUCUCUUUGACGGUGAGAAGCUGCGCGCUAGACAGCGGAACUCUAACGACCGACUCCGAAAUCAUAAGAAUGUCUCAUUGUGGAGGGUUCUACUUCGACGACAAUUGGCACGAGGUUGUGACGAUUGAGAGAAAGAAAGAAAGAAAGAAGAAAAAAAGAAAAAUAAGUGGCUACAUAUGUUCGAGGUUGUGUACAAUCAUGCAACGAUGCAGACGCCUGUAAUGGAUCUACGCGGCAAGCAGUUUCACUCAUACUUUUAACUCUAUCGAUUUUUCUUGAACUAAUUUGCAUCACGUGAAACUAAACUAAGUAACAUCACGUGUUAAUUAAACGAUAGAUAAUUAUUGUAUAUAUAUAUACAAUAUAUAUAUACAAUAUAUAUAUAUAAUAUA
Apis mellifera (honey bee) is the source of this 1251-nucleotide messenger RNA. RefSeq lists its product as uncharacterized. Lineage: Eukaryota; Metazoa; Arthropoda; Insecta; Hymenoptera; Apidae. The record is from RefSeq and is a predicted model, not a curated record. The coding region runs from base 611 to 1081 and encodes 156 amino acids. The transcript is spliced from 6 exons.